UAUUCGAAAAAAGCAAUGAUUGACGUUUGAUUGUGCUUUCUUCUAUUGUCUUAUAUCAGUAAAGUCCCAGAGCCAUACAUGUACCUCAGAAAAAAAAACCUUUUAGGUGUUUUGUUUAGAGAAAAAACAUACAAAUUAUAGAGAGCAAUUCUAAUGCUAGCUGACAGUCGUGUCAGAAAGACGGGAUCUUAGAUUCUUUUAAGUGUUGAAUCCAAUAUUGGAAAGCCAAGGCUGACAAGAGACAAUUACCUUUUGAGUAAAUCAAAUAAAUCUGCAUAAGAAUGAAUCUUAUUCACGGGCCGACAAAAGCCAAUGACAAGUACGCCGAGUUUUGUAAAGUACUGAUUAGAGAGCUUAGCCGAGCCAAUCAACGCUGCCGGCUAUCAGUGAAUUGUUUACAGACUACAAUAAAAGUAUUGACUGUUCAUGAGCUUAGGGGUGACAGUUUUAGGGUAUGGCACUUAUUACACAAAAAAAUUGCAAAUUACAAAACUAACAGUUGAGUCGAGUAGGCUAGCAAACUAUACGGCCAUAACCGCAGUAAUGUCGUCGGGUUCCACUUUAGAAGAUGAAAAUGUAAUACGUUCACCAAGAUGUGCCAGGUGCCGAAACCAUGGCGUUGUUUCGUAUCUAAAGGGACACAAACGGUAUUGUCAAUGGAAAGAGUGUUCGUGCAGCAAAUGUAGUUUGAUCAUCGAGAGACAACGCUUGAUGGCCGCACAAGUCGCUCUUAAACGGGAUGAAGAAGAUGUGGUGGGAUACGCUGAAGCUUCUCCGUGUUUAGUCUUUCGAACAAGCUCAGUUGACAGACCAAACGUUGGAAGAGUAGUAAAUGGACAAGAAGCUAAUAAAAGUCACACGUUCAACUACAGCAAUGAAACUCCAAGUUUAUACCAAGAAAAAGAUGCCGCCAAAGAAAAUGAAGAAGGGUCUCCUUUGAAACGAAGGUUUUCCGAGGACACGGCAUUUCAGUCACCCUCCGAUGGUGCAGCAGACGACGUGUUUUACGAAUACGAAGAACCUCGUAUUAAUCAACCACUGCCAAAAAGGCAGCACACUUUAUCUCAAGAAAGUGGCUCCAACAGCUCUGUGGCAGAUAAAGAUGUAUCUCCGCCAAGUAGAAGUCAAGACGUCUAUUAUGAUGAAAAUGGUGCUCACAAGAAUAGCGCUCAUAUUCCUGCUUUAGAAUUACUUUCCAGACUUUUCCCAACACAAAAGCAAAGUGUCUUGGAGUUAAUCCUGAAAGGCUGUCCUGGAAACGUCUUGCAAGCUAUUGAAUGUGUCCUGCCAAGCCACGAGAAAGCAAUGCUGCUAGCAAAACAAAAUGAAACGGCUUCUGUACAAUACAGUUCGAACAUGCGCUCUGCAUUUGCACCACAUAAUGCAGUUUAUGGUUCGAGUGUUCGUCUUCCAUACUCCUUGCUUACCAGCCAGCCUCGUUUUACUUAUCCAAUAUUGGAAUAUGUUUCCCAUCAAAGGCCGCGCUCUCUAAGUGCUACUGGUCCUAAAACAAGCGAAGAACAAAAUCUAAAGUCAUCUGCAUCUUUAGGCGACAUGAAUAAUAUCGUAGGUCGAGUUUGUCCCGAGUGUUCGAUUACCUGCUCGGCCUCAAGUAAUUUUUGCUAUUCUUGUGGGAAAUGCUUCAAAGAGUCCUAAAUAAAGCAUAAACUAAAACAUACAUAUCUUGAAAUUAAUAUGUUAAAGUUAUUAUAAAUUUCCGACAUUUGAGGUCGCUCUCAUGUGACCUAGAAAAUAAUGCAUACUCAUGUGGAACCUAACUACUCCAUUGGCGAAAUAAAAGUGCGAUAGUGUUGACGCAUUCAGGCAUCUUAUGUUUUUCUGGAGUUGUAACGAAUUCGAAGGUCUCAUAAAUUAGAGGUUGAUAUCUAGAUAUCGAAAAUUUUGCGCACUGACAAAUUUAGGAGUAAAACAAAACAAAAAUGAUCCACCAUCCUAGAGACUUUUUAGGACAAGUUUUUUGUUGGAGUUAGAGGUUGAAAAGAUAGUAAAAACGUGGUUUACAGUGCUUCGAGUUUUAUUAUAUAAAAAUGUUGCGAUAUAGAUUUUCUUUCCCUGUAAUAGCAUUUGUAAAAAUAACAGCAUUAGUUCCCGUUAGCCUUUCCGAGGUCGAGAAAAAACUGCGGGUCGAGGUGGCAUUGCAGUGUACUGGGGAACUUGUUGUAUAUUAAUUCUGAAAAACCACAUGUAUUUCUUGUUCGUCUUUAUUCAAGUUUUAUAGGGUUAAAUUUAGAGAAACGGUACUAAGCUUUAUUAUUGAAAGGAAUUGGGUUUUGAGAACUAUGAGUCUGCCAUUUUUUCAAAACAUGCGCCCCAAAAAACUUAUGCUUCUUUAAUUAAUUCCUUUAAUAAGCCUGGGUUAAUUAAAAUCGUUUUCUGUUUCAGCUUUUUUUUUAUUGAAAAUAAACGCUUUGUUUGGUGUA
Molecule: messenger RNA, 2441 nt
Organism: Actinia tenebrosa (Australian red waratah sea anemone)
Lineage: Eukaryota; Metazoa; Cnidaria; Anthozoa; Actiniaria; Actiniidae
Product: doublesex and mab-3 related transcription factor 3, truncated
Biological process (GO): sex differentiation; regulation of transcription by RNA polymerase II
Cellular component (GO): nucleus
Molecular function (GO): DNA-binding transcription factor activity, RNA polymerase II-specific; RNA polymerase II cis-regulatory region sequence-specific DNA binding
Source: RefSeq, a predicted model, not a curated record